Pectinophora gossypiella (pink bollworm) is the source of this 10601-nucleotide messenger RNA. RefSeq names its product UHRF1-binding protein 1-like. Bases 110 to 3883 code for a protein of 1257 amino acids. The record is from RefSeq and is a predicted model, not a curated record. NCBI's taxonomy places the organism in Eukaryota, Metazoa, Arthropoda, Insecta, Lepidoptera, Gelechiidae. The transcript has 28 exons.
UAUCAUUCACAAAGAAAAAUACUUUGGGCUGGGGAAAUUGUUGCUGCGAUAAUGAUUUUUUGAUAAACCCUACUGUAAUUAGCUAGACACAACCAAUUUAUCAGUGAAAAUGGUUACUAUAAUAAAAAACCAAUUACUAAAACACCUGUCAAGGUUUACAAAAAAUCUGUCACCGGAGCAGAUCUCACUGUCAGCAUUGCGGGGUUCCGGUGAACUGCAGGACUUGACGCUGGAUGAGGCAUUACUGACCGAGCUGCUGGAACUGCCGGGGUGGGUGCGCCUCACCUCUGCCAAGUGCAACCGAGCCGCCUUCCGGAUACAAUGGACCAAGCUGAAGACCGUGCCUAUUGUCUUGAACCUGGACGAGGUGCACAUAGCGCUGGAGGUGUGCCAGGAGCCGCGGCCCGUGAACCCCACCGCCGCAAGCGCCAUGCCCAUCCCGGGCAAGUACAGCUACAUACACAAGGUGAUAGAUGGAAUCUCAGUGGCUGUGAACCAAGUGCAAAUAGACUUCAGUUGUGAUGCUUUCACCAGCAGUGUUCAGAUCUCACGAGUGACUGUGGAGUCCCGGACCCCUGAGGGUCGAAAGGGAGACCUAAGACUGACUAGGAUCAAAUCGCCCGAUACAGGACAACUUUUGAUAUUUAAGGAAUUGGAAUGGCAAAGCGCGCGGAUAGAAGCGAAGGCGCACUCUGCCGCGGCGGCGAACCUGCAACCUUUGCGGCUGUUACUCGGCAACACACACUGCCGCAUCGUCAUCAAGAAGCGAUUGUCAGACUGCGCCGUGAUAGGGUCUCGGCUGGCGAUCCGUCCGGAGCCGCUGGCGUGGGCGCUAACGGACGGACAGCUGCGCGCCGCGUUAGCCUGCGCCGCCGCGCUAGCAGAGCCUGUAAGGAAGGCCACCGCCGCCGCCACCAGGGCCAAGGCUCUUAGGAAGAUAGAAGAGCCACGCGAACAAAUCCAAAGCAGAUCGUCCACAGGCGACCGGGACAUCCUGGCUCGCAUGUUCGCGAAGCACGACGUGCGCGAGACCUCGUACCAUCUGCUCGCGCCGCGCAUUGACCUGCAUCUCUGUGAUGACCCAGGAUUGGGCCGUUCAGAAAAGCCUUCACUGUCCAACGGCGGCGCGUUGCAAGUGACUCUAGUCGGCAUGCAAGCGGACUUGUUUCCCUACCACAAAGCUUCCGGGGAAAGACGACAUUGGAGAGGAUACAGAGAAGCAGCUACACCGCACAGUCAGUGGUUAUCGCAAGCUCUGUCUUCGUUCUGCGCGACGUUGCUCGAGACGUUGGAUCCUCGACCUCUUACUCCCAGCACUAGAGUUAAUGCUAGUCAACCCGAGCGGUCGGAAGAGGGCAUAUCCAACGGAGUGCCGCAUCGGCCCGCACACAGUGCUUCCAACGCUCCGUCCACUAAUAAUAUUACCUCACAAGCGUCUCCGACUAGGACGCGCAUUCUCCAACAACUGGGCAAACUGAUGACGACGUGUCUCGUGCUUAGGAUAGACGACUUCACUGUUUACAAGGUAUCGACGGGCAGUAAGAGCCGCGAGGCGCCGCGGCCGCUGGUGAGCGCGGAGAAGGCCACACUGCCGGGAGACGCGGGGUUGCUGCAUGCUGAACUCACCUUCUUCUACUACCCUGGAGACGUCUGCUUCCCUGUGCCCUCUCCAAAGCUGUACGUGCAGCUGUCCCCGGUGCGGGUGUCAGUGGACGUGGCCAGCGUGGUGUGGCUGGGGGCCUUCCUGCCGCACGUGGGCCGCGCCGCGCAACACGCCUCCGCCGCCGCGCAGGACCAGGAGGCCUACAUGGACGUCAGGGCUGAAGCCAUCAUGCCUAAGAUUGUUCUAGAAGCGGGACCUGAACAUAUAUCUCAGCAACGCGACCGACCAAAAGAGCUCCACAUAUGCACCGCACGCGCCACGAUCACCAACGUACGAGAAUCACCCAGAGCUAAUACAGCGGGCACGAGAGCGGACUUAGCCGCCAUAUUAUCAGCGUUGCGUCGAUCAGCGCCAUCUCGCGGACAGUUCCCAUGCACCGCCGACGAUCUGGACCCCAUACACGAGCAGUUUAUAUUGCAUGCUGACAACCUAGACGACAUCGACCGCGGCACGGCGGUGUCGGCGGAGAUGCUGUGGCGCGAGAGCCGGUCCAUCUGGUGCGCCCGCGUGGAGCCUCUGUGGGCGGACUUCUGCGGCGCGCGCGCCACCAACUACAAGCCCGCGCCGUUGCUCGACGCCACGCCGCUCACCGCCUGGAUGUGCUUCGAGGAGGGUUUUGACCGCAUAUGGGUGGUAUCCCGUACGUGCGGGCUGGCGGGACUGCAGUUGAACCACUACCAGCUGCUGUUCUUGUUGCGGCAGCUGGAGCGCAUCUCCGAGAUGGCGGCCUGGCUCGCGCACGACGCAGCCAGAUCGCCACAAGCUGACAAGGGGUCUAUAGUAGUUGGUGUGGUAGUGCCAGCAGUGGAGCUGACCUUAGUGCUACCUUCCAACUGUCCUGGACAGGAGUCAUCCAGAGACCUGGACAGCGUGCCGUUAGAUUCCUCCAGUCUACAGGACAUGAAAAUGGGAUCAGAAGCCACCAUGGCUCCGUCGACGUUAGAACGAGACAACACGUACGCGCUGCCGCCACAGCAAUCUAUUGAGAUCUGCUCGGCGCAGUCGCUACCAGCUGACGAGGUGGCGCCGCCCAGCCCUGGACUUGGCUUCGGAGGCUUCUCAUCCAUGCGUCGCGGCUUCAACUCGUUGGUAUCCAGCAUAGACGUGGCGCUGACACGUGACGACACGCGCAGCGACGCGGCGUCCACCGCCAGUUCUGACAGCGACCGCUAUGUGCUGGUGGGACUGGCCACCGAAUCCCCUGACGAUGCUGAUUCAGCUUUCAGAGAAUUUGAGCAUGGACGAAUAGGGGGCGCUAGUGGCGUGGAGGUAGCGGCUGAGGUGGUGGAGCGAUCGUCCUCUCCCAGCGACCAUUCGGUCACCAGCUCUUGUAGACGAAGAGAUGUGAUAUCAACAUGCACGUGGCGUCUUAACAACAUCCACCUAGUGCAUCAGAGCAUGGAAGGCAAGUCCUGUCUACGGUUCGCCGCGGACGACCUCACCACCGACGAGUGCUCUGCGAUACCCUGGGAUGAGUUCCAGAAUAAGUUCUCGAUGCGCGCACGCGCGUGGACCGAGCCUGUGGCGGACGAGAACGACGAGCUACGGCCGCGGGAAACGACCAAUGUGGCCGCCAGGAUGACGAGGAGUGAGCUGCCGAGACUCGUCAACGAACAGGGCGAGCCUACAGGUCUAGCGCCGUUCGAAGAACUAUUAGAAGCGAGAGUCAGAGACCUGAAGAUAGCCCUCAAUAUGAGCACCUCGCUCGCUCUCGCUGAAUUCAUAGAAGACGAGAUCAUUGCGCCGCCGAUGCCGUUAGAGGUCUUAAUCGAAAACGUAAAGCUGCACUUAAUAGAAGACCGUCCAACAAGAUCUAUUUCCUCCCCACCACCGCAGCCGUUAGACAUAGAUCUGACCACCCUCCGCUUAACCCGCGACUCGGGCGGCGUGGUCCGUUUAGGUCCUCCAGAGUCCACCCCAUCGACUAUAGCCUCACCAGCGACGCCCCAACCGCAGCCAGAGUUGGACGAGGCGAGGGAACGCAUAGAGCGGCUGAACAGGGAAAAUGAGGAGUUGAGGAAACGAUUGAUGACGCUCGCGAGAAUAGCUGAGGAUAACAGGGAGUUGAGAGCUAAGGUGGAAGAAGCAUCAGUACUGCGUCAAUGCGCCCACGCAGCUCAACAGGAGGCUGCGAGCUUGCUGCAAGACAAGCAGGAGCUGUUGGACGCUGUGCGCAUGCUUCAGGAGCAAAUAUCAGGUGGCUGUCGUGGGAAAAGAUAGCGGUCCCGAAGCGGUCAGCCGCAGAACUGCCUCGACUGUACGGCGUGCUGCGGUGACCACCACACGUAGACCUCUCGACACCGCCUCCUCGCAGGCCGGGAGAGACCAUGCUACGGUAGACGUUUAGAUAUAUGUGGCGGUUUGUUAUUGCUUAUUCGAAAGAAAUUCAAUUCAAUUCUUUAUUCAUAAUAAACAUUACACGUCAACAAAUAUUUCGAUGAGUAGGUACACAUUAUAACUAUAGAUUACUUUACAAUAUUACAUCACAAUAAAAUCAUAACAAUAUACAAAUUACAUCGCUAUAUUGUCGAAAUGAUCUUAGUUUAUGUGUGCAUGAGAAUGAAUGUGUUUGAGAAACGAUUUGUCGCUUUCGAAUAAGCAAUAAUUGGCUGUUGUAUAAGAAAAUCAUCGUUUAUGAUUUCAUAGGAGCGUGAGUUACAGAUAUUUAGAGAGAGAGAGAUAAAUAAAAAGAAAGAGAGACGAGAGUUCAAAGCGACAGUCGUUAAGUAUUAUUUCUGGCUGUUUUUCUGGUACUAUACAAUAUUUUUGCUUUUGAUAGAUGGAUAGAUAAACGAAAUAAUGAUUUCCUUUUGACAUUUUGACAAGAAUCGACCAGUAGGGCGAACAUGCGCAACGUGAUAAAAAAAAGACACGGACAUUUCAUCGAUCCUGACAAUAUAUAAUUCGUCGCUGACGUCGCAAACAGACAUCUGCAUUUUUUUGCUAAAAUAAUUUGUGUCUUAUUGAUAAUAGCAUAAGGUGCAAAUCAGAUCCGCCAAAAAUUUGAGAUACGUCAGUUUGCGACGUCAGCGACGAAUUAGGUCGUUUUGUCGAUUAAUGCUAAUAUGUGAACUCAAAUAAGUCAUGUCGUUCUGUCAAAAUACUAUCAGAACACGUGCCACGCAUGUUAGGGAAAAAACUAACUUAUCUAUUUUGACAAAAUUUGCAUCGAUCGAUAAUUUUAUCACGUUGCGUUGUUAGCUCUGCAAGUUAGAGAGACAUCACAAGAAUUAUUUAUGUAUCAAUAAUUCAUAAGUCGGGCCCAUGUUGUCAAGCAUUUUGUAAAUGAGCAAAGUUAACUGGCAACACAAGAUUUAUUACCAAAUAAACAUGCUGUAUUGCCAGAGUAAAAUUCGCGGGGAACUCAGAAAUACGUGUUAUUCCAAGAUGCAAUAUAAACCAGUUGUUAAACUAAUGGGGGAAUUUCCAGGCUACGUUCUCAAACACAAUAUAGAUGGCGUUAUUCAGAUUUAACGUUAUAAGUAGCUAUUUUCUCAUUGCUCGGGUAUAAAGACAGAGGGAUAAAAAUAAUUGUUGCUUGAUAUUUGAAUCAGAUGUGUAUAGAAUUAUAAUUGCUUCUCUUUAUUUUGAUCAGAAUAAUAAUGGAUGCAACACAUAUUAACGGGUUCUUACACAUACAUAACAUAAACAGCCUAUAUACGUCCCACUGCUGGGCACAGGCCUCCCCUCAAUCAACCGGAGGGGGUAUGUAUGGGGGGUAUUUUCAUUGUUUUAAGUUUACGCGGCUAUUAUCAUAAUUAAAACACAUAAUAACGGGUUCUUACCGCGUUUAAAGCAACAUUCCAACAUUCCGAUAUCAAAUACAUAAACAAGCGGCAAAUAAAGAGGGUAGACAGAUAUGUCUGCCCGUAGAAAAUUAUGGAUCUACCCACUCCACUCCAAUCUCAUCGGUCAUCCCGUGAUCAUGGCACUUGCAACAGUGUCGAAAUAUCGGGAGUCUCAUAUCCCCAUUUUAAACGCGGUAAGAACCCGUUAUUAUGUGUUUUAAUUAUGAUAAUAGCCGCGUAAACUUAAAACAAUGAAAAUGUAAAAAUAAAUAAGGUCAUCAUUUAUAUACAACAAAGAUAUCUUAAUGUCUGUUAUCCAUGAAAUUAGAAGGUUAAAUGAAGGCAAGUCUGUACAGCGCCAUGUAUGUUUGUUUUGAGGAACAUAUGUAUGGUUCUGACUAUACUCGUAGUGCAAUCAUACGAGUAAAAAAAAUCCUGAUUUAUUUGAUAUAGUCGUAAAACCCAGUAAUUACUAUAUUUAUUUCAACAGUCGAAAAUGAGACUCAUUUUUAUAACGUUUAAAAAGCAAUAUGUACAACCAAGUACUUAUUAAUUAAUGUGCAUUUAUUAUAAGUAUUUAUAGUUUAGUACAAGAAUAAAAUUAAAUUCCCGUCUUCUUUUAUAGUAGUAUAAAAUAUAUAAACGCAUAUCAAACGAAAGUUGUUGGUCGACGAAGCCUUGUGUGACAGAAAAUGUAUGUGAAUAGAUAUAGAAGAUCUUAUGUUCAAAUGUUUAACACCAAUAUAAUAUUUAAAUCUGUUACGUUAGAUAGGUUGUUUAGGUAGUAUUUUUCAAGAGAAAGUAUGUUUGAAAUGUACUAGGUGUUAGGUCGCGUUUUUAUAGCAAUCAGGGGUGUCCUGAAAUGAGCAGUCACUUUCGUCUGUUACUAGCUUUAGACUCAUGUGGAUUUCGUUGAGCAAAUAUUAAGGAGUGGAAUUCUCUGCCGUCUUCUGUAUUUCCGUUUGCAUAUAACCCGGGUUCUGGGCGAGCUCGUUCCAUCUUAGGCCUCGUCAAUGCCUUCGGGCAAGUCUGGGGCCAAGAGCCAUUCCGUCAAAGGUAAAAAAUAUAGUCUAUAACACUCAGGUAUGACCUCCAUGACUCUCCCCUCGGGUCCCCUCCGCCCAUGAGACGACAUUAUAGUCACUGAUAGUGUCUUCUACCUAUAUCGUAUAUAGGUACCUACAUCAUGUACGAGUAUAUUCGUAGAUUACGAACGACGGUGGUUCGCCAAGUACAAUCUAAUAAUAAUAUCAAACGUAUCUUUGUUGAUAUAGGAAAAAGAGAAAUGUUACAGACACCACAGGCUAUUUAGAAAAAGCUACCUGCCGGCUAAAGGCUGUGGCACACCAAAAGCAGAUAAGACGCAGCGCAGUUUGAGUGCGGGCGCAUGUUGUAACAGAAGAAACUAUGAAAUGACAUCACACUAUUAAAAGGGGCGCGGGCGCUGUUUCUGUAGUACACACUAAAAUUUGUUUUAUAUUAUGGCAACACCGCGUUUAAUCUUCCUUCUACCCUCUUAACAUCAUGGCGAUGGGGUGCUGCUUUUUUCACUUUUUGAUAAUUUAAAUUAUACCAUUUCUAAUUCCAUUUCUAAAAGUCAAGCAUGUGUUUUUGUUUAUAUUUAACACCCGAGACGCGACUGUUUGAGCGCAAUUCAGUGUGCGUUAUGGAUUUACACGAAAAAAGAAUCCUGGAAUUAUUAGUUCUUUCGUAAAAAUAAAUAUUACAGAAACACGCCGCUGUGGGAGAACAUUGCGCGUGAAUUAAAUAUGAUAACUUAACCCGCGUUGAAACUGCGCUCGCGCCUCUGACCUGCUUUUAGGGCUUAUUACACUACCUGUCCAUUGUUACUCGCCACCAAUUCCCGUUUGCCGAUCAGGUCGGGUAGUCUCAUAAUCGGCGGGGCGUAACCUUGGCAACCGCGAUCUCGAGCGAGCUGGUGGGGAGUAACCAUGGUAACCACUUGUGACCUUGACGCAUCUAGCCUGACGGACUGGUAGGUGUAAUAACCGCUUUUGCUGUGCCAAAGCCUUUAGUUCGGUCUUACCAUCUUCAUUUACUUAUAGUAUAGUAUACAGUUACACUGUUGUGCUAAGGGUGAUUAAUAACAAACAAAAACUUUGUUGAACAAGUGAGCAAUUGUGACUUAUAGAAGCAAUGUAUACUUGCUGCAUAUAUCUUGUAUUAAAUAUAUUAUAAUGUCAUAUAACUUAUUUCUGCGCAUCAUUUUGAUGGUAUUUGAGGAUUACUUUUGGCUCCAUCUGAAAAAAUGAGUUAAUGAACGUUACAUUUAUUUUUUGGGGAUUACAGUAAGGUGUAUUUUACAAGGCAGCAAUUUAAUUUUACCACAAUAGUGUAAGAAGUAACCUUCGAAAUGAUGCGCUGAAACUGUAUAGCUUUCAGUGUUGUAUCUACUAUAUAUAGUUAUACUAGUAUAUAAAAUUGAAUAUUGAUUAUUAAAUAACUAAUUAUUAUUUUCGUGCCAAUAAAGCGCAGACUGUGUUUCCGAUUCGAUGGUUGUAAAUAAUUCCAAUAUAUUUUUACAAAAGAGGUAGUUAUUUAAUUUUUGUUUAGUUUAGAUGAUUUUGAGAGAAGGUAGUGAUUAUUUUGUAAUGUAAUCUUUUCGAAAAUAGUGAGAUUUUUAGAUGUGUCUUUUGAUGAGUAAUGUCCAAGAAUAUCACUCGUUACACUUGCAUUAUGUGUAGCUAAUUGUGUAUCAAAUGUUCUGAAGAGGGUAGGUGUUGUAACAAAAAGGUUUAUUACUUUGCCCAAAAAAUUCAACAUCCCUCUGAAACUACCCAUAUUACAUAUUAUACAUUUGCAAGAAACAGUAAAAAAAAAUAUUUAAAUGGAGUUCUAUAAAUUUACAAAAAAUUAACACUUUUUUAUUUAUCCCUCAAAAAUGUUGAUAAAUUAGAAUACCUAACCUACGCCUUUCUCGCAACAAUUUGUAAAUUCUCAUAAAUUUAUUGAAAUAUAGUAUGUUAUGGUUAUUUUAUAUUAUCUUCUAUGUGUUAGGAUAUAAAAAAACUUGUGCCUGUAUUCUAAGUCUGGUGCAGUCAGUCACAAAAGUACAAAACACGAAUCAAAUAUAUUGAUAGUUUAUCUUUAGCAUGGUUCCUAAGAAUGUAUACUGGUCAAUGGGUUUGCGUUGAGGACAGAGGUACCUAAUGUAGAUGACAGGUCGACAUGGCAAUUCUCUAGUGACGUGACGUUUUCAAUAUCGAUAUAUUUUUAUUAUGUAUGUAACAAAAUGUGAAUAAAAUAAUACCACGUUUUCAUUUAAGUUAAUAUUUAUUCAUCUGAAUCAUCUAACGUAUCGGUACAAAAACUUAAAGAAUCUUCGUCACUGGUAUCUUCGACUUUUAUAAUAAAAUCUUCCAUUUCAUUUUCCAUUCCCAUGUCUUUUUCCCAAUAUUCAUUUUCAAGGUUCUGGACAUGUUUUUCGAAAUUGCUCCAGUUUUCUGCCAUUUUUAAAUCACAAUAGUAAUAAAUUAUGUGAGCGAGAUUAUAAUCGAUAAACGCGGUCGAUACGGACUCGUGCGACACUAAGACUAAGACGCCGCGGGGACUGUGCGGGUGUGCGGGGCGACCCCGCCUCCGCGGCUCACCUCAUGCCCCGAUUGCCAUGUCGACCUGUCGUCAACAGUAUAUGAUUAUGAUAAAAAUGGGGUUUAUAAGUUUAUGAUUUAUUUCCUGGGGGCUAAAAAGGCUACUUCGAAGCAUACAAAUAUCUAAUAGCAAUAUUGCUUUUUAGAUGAAUUGCUUUGAUGUGGCAUUUUUCAACCCUCUAUUUAUUUAUAGUUUUUAAUUUUAUGAUAUAGCUUGUAAAUGUAUUCCUAAAAAGUCUAUCUUAAUUUUUAAUGUAGAUAAUGAACUGUACUUGUGAAGGUGUCUGAUUGCACCAAGAAACAAAAUAUUCGCUUCAUUGUCAUUGCUGUAUGUUUUUGUACUAUGAUCCAUUUAAUCACAUAUAUUUAAGAUCGUGAUAAUAAUAUUCAUGUAAAGUAUAUGAAAGAAUUGACGUUAGUUUACACAGUCCAUAGUGCUGAUUCCAGUACACACCAUCUAAUUUUUGGCGACUGCUUUACCAAAUGCGCCGUUUAGAAGAUAGAAGCAGACUUCAAAUUAUGCAUCUCUUUUAAUAGCUAACCUAGUUCGCAUGUGUGUGUGACAGCUUCGUGUUUGUACACAAAUUGAAAUGACACCAACUUUUGAUGCAAUGUUUCAAUAUGAUAUCUGCAGUAAAUAUUUCAAAAUUGUGGCUUAAGUUAAAGAUAAUGUAUGUGAGAUUUCGCCAACUAACAUUUCACCGGGUCAGAAAUCAACACUAAACGAAUAAAUGGAAAAAAAUACGAAAACUGCAGAAGUAACGCCAUCUGCUGACGCAGCGUUACCUAGCCGACUGAAACGCAUCACCUUAAACCUGUCAUUUUCUUAUCCGCCGAAAAGGAAAGGGACAGAUGAUUGACGGCUGACGGCUGUUAAUUUUAAAAUGAAUGAGUGAAUGAAUGGAUAAUCCGGGCGAAUCAAAUAGAUAUCUCGCUGGUAUGCAAUUUUGUGCGGUUAUUAGCCGAUGUAAAAUGUUUAGAGGGUUGUUUUAUAUUUCUGCCUAAAAUUGACGAGUGUUCCAUAAUUUUUAUGCCUGUUGAUAACCCGUCCCUUUCCUUUUCGGCGUAAUAGAAACUGACAGAUAUAACUUAAAAUAAAAUUAGAUGGUGUGUACUGGAUUCAGUACAUAUGUCUGUAAAAAUAGUUAUCAAUAUUGACUAAAUACUGGAAGGAUCUUUCAAAUAAAAAUAUUAGGAAUUUCAAAUAAAUGUUGUAUACCAAUAUUGUAGAUUGUUACAUCUUAUACCGGGGUGAUUCAGGUCUGAGAAUGGGAUAGACUUCAAAUUAUGGAGAUACAUAGUAGGUUCUACUUUGUUUUUCCAUAUUAUGCAAAGUUGUUUCAAACUUCUUGCAUUAACCUCAUUCAUCCUUGGCAUUAAAUGAAUACGUUGGAUUCUAUUUGCAAUUUUUUUCUAGUAUUUGACUCAAUCAUAUCAUUAUAAAUCAUCUUGAUCAAACCCAUAUUGGAAACAUUUUGAAAAAACUUGUUACGAUCUGUUCGGUUACAGAGUUGUUAAAAUUAAAUUGAAUAUUCUAUA